Molecule: messenger RNA, 2178 nt
Organism: Sclerotinia trifoliorum
Lineage: Eukaryota; Fungi; Ascomycota; Leotiomycetes; Helotiales; Sclerotiniaceae
Source: the annotation of a GenBank genome assembly
GGUAUUCCAGAAACUUAAAACUUCACCACCUGGGCAUGAAUAAUAAAUCUUCAAAUAAUCCCAGUACGACACCGCCGUUUCUCGCCUGAAGCUACCUAGGACGGACCACUUCCUCCAUCCACUUUGACAAAUCCCAAACCAACAGUCUCAAGGUUCUUAUGCUCACCUCACCUCAUUCGGCACAAAAGUAUUCGAAAAAAUACAAUAGAGUCACUUCAAAUAGACCAAAUGUCUAGCUAAUAACUGAACAACAACCUACCAUGUCAGCAUCUACUUCCCCACAUGUUAAAAGUUCGGAUUCGCCAUCUCCAAAAUCUCCUCUUUCACCCAACACUUCUGCGCCGUCGAAUGCAGAUUAUUUUACUUCUCCAAAGCUUAGAUCUAUCACCGAACAUGUCCAGUAUGAUCAUCCACCUAGCCAGCGGCUAAACUCAAUGUCAAGCAUAUCUUUCAGAGGAAGUUCGAAAGGACGGCGUCCCUUAAAAGAAGGAAAUGCUAAAGGGAAGCCUCUGACCCGUCCUCGCCUCAGAGGCUCAAGUCCGCCUCCUCCACCGUAAGUCCUUUGUCAGACUCCCUAUACUUUGUGGAAAAUGAUUUGGUACGCCUUAAGGCGAGAAGUAGAUGGUACCAUCAAAUUAGUACUUUGUGACAUCUCAAGCUCUCCUUCCCGGAUCCUGGCGGCCGAAACCUGGGGCCGGGUGAUCAACCCCACUUGGCUUCUACAUCGCGGAAAGAAAACUCUCAAUGGUUGAUUAAGAGCAUUCUUACAUUACUACCUUAUUAUUUCUUUGCAUUCUUUGGAUCUAACGCUAAUGGCUCCUUUAAAUAGAAAAUUUCAAGGAAAAGUCUCCUUUGACAGCAUUGGAUCAUUAUCGGAGCCCACAGAGAGGAACACUAGAAGCUACACACAAAACUCCAAACACGAGGGAUAUCAGUACAAGCGAUCCUCAAGGACUUUUAUGGUCGGCAUAGAUGAAAACUCGUAUUCGGAUAUUGCUUUACAGUGGAUGCUGGAGGAGCUCGUUGAUGAUGGGGACCAAAUUAUCUGUUUGAGGGUUGUUGAUAAAGACUCGAAAAUGAUCACUGACAGGGCCCUGGAGAUCAAGCAAUAUCAGCAGGAGGCAAGAGAGCUACUGGAUGCUAUACAGAAAAAGAAUGAUGAUAAUAGAGCUGUUAGUAUUGUACUGGAGUAUGCCAUAGGAAAAGUCCAUACCACAUUCCAGAAAAUGGUAUGUUUGUACUAUUCAAUCGUUCGCGAAAGCUUGAUGGCCACUUGCUAACAAUCUUCCGGUCCAGAUUCAAAUUUACGAACCUGCAAUGCUUAUCGUCGGAACUCGAGGCCGAAGUCUCGGUGGUUUUCAGGGGUUGGUAGGAAAUAGAAAUUCAUUCUCGAAAUGGUGCUUGCAGUAUUCGCCUAUACCUGUUGUUGUCGUAAGACCUACGGAGAAGAGGUUAAAGAAGAAACAAAAAAGAGAUGCCGAUCCUGGACGUCAAAGUUACAGUCGUAUUUUACUAGAGAGUGGAGUAAAUGGCCAUGAAACAUCAAUCGUUGCAAGCAAUCUCGAGAGCGCGACAGGCCCUCUUAUUGAGGCGCACGCGGUAGCAGCGGCUCUCGGUUUACCGGCGGAGUUCGAUCCUACAUUGACGCCAUUUACUCUUGAGGGUAGUCGACCCCUCAAAAAAAUAGAUUCCGGCAAAAGCGAAGCAACAAGCUGUACCAGUGGAUUUGAUUCUCGACCUCAAAGUCCAGAGAUGCUUGUGAAGAGUCCCAGUUCUGCACAGCUUGAUAGUCCUAUCAUGAGCGGUGAUGAUUACAGUGAUGGAGAAGGGGACGAUGAUGAAGGAGAAUUCGAGGCUGUACCGGGACACAUGCUACUUGGUAACGAUAAUAUAGCUCAGCCAAACCCGGAAAUCGAAAAGAAGAAGAAGCUUCAUGAGAUGGAGCUCGAAGAAGCUAAAGCUCUAGGUAGAAAAUCAUCUACUGCCUCUACUGAGAGCGUUGAUCCGGAGGGUGGAGGAGAGAGUAGUUGACUAGCCGGCCCGGGCGAAACUUUAUACGGAACAUCCAAUGGCGAAUACCACUCUUACGAGAAUGCUCUGUUAUUAAUACCUUCCUUCAUUUAGCUCAUUUAUUUUGCUAUUUUGGAAUGCCUGCACCCGGGCCAGGCUUAUAUGGAG